Messenger RNA from Lachancea meyersii CBS 8951, 1086 nucleotides. Lineage: Eukaryota; Fungi; Ascomycota; Saccharomycetes; Saccharomycetales; Saccharomycetaceae. The record is from the annotation of a GenBank genome assembly.
AUGGUUUUCAAACUCCCCGUCAGCGUUUUUGGCGGAGCGAAACAGAUGAUGAAGUCGCCUGCGGCGGCACAUCAGCUCAGAAUGGCAUCAACAAAGACCAUGACGGUCAGAGACGCUCUAAACAGUGCCAUGGCUGAAGAAAUGGACCGCGACGAUGACGUGUUCAUCAUCGGUGAGGAAGUCGCCCAGUACAACGGUGCGUACAAAGUGACCAAAGGUCUUAUGGACCGUUUUGGCGAGCGCCGUGUGGUGGACACACCAAUCACCGAAAUGGGCUUCACCGGUUUGUCCGUCGGUGCCGCGCUCAAGGGCCUCAAGCCCAUUGUAGAAUUCAUGUCGUUCAACUUCUCCAUGCAGGCUAUCGACCAAGUGGUCAACUCUGCAGCUAAGACCUACUACAUGUCCGGUGGUACCCAGAAGUGCCAGAUCGUGUUCAGAGGACCCAACGGUGCCGCUGUCGGUGUGGGUGCGCAGCACUCGCAAGAUUUUUCCGCGUGGUACGGUUCGAUUCCCGGUAUGAAGGUGUUGGUGCCCUACUCUGCUGAGGACGCUCGUGGUUUGCUUAAGGCGGCCAUCAGAGACCCCAACCCCGUCGUUUUCCUAGAAAAUGAGCUCUUGUACGGUGAGUCCUUCGAGGUGUCCGAGGAGUGUCUGUCUACCGACUUUACGCUCCCUUACACCGCCAAGAUCGAACGUGAAGGUACUGACAUCUCUAUUGUCACUUACACCAGAAACGUGAUGUUCUCGCUCCAAGCAGCCGAGAUUUUGGACAAACAGUUUGGUAUUUCCGCCGAGGUGGUCAACCUACGUUCCAUCAGACCUAUGGACGUCAACGCCAUCAUCAAGAGUGUGAAGAAGACCAACCAUUUGAUCACCGUAGAGUCCACUUUCCCCAGCUUCGGUGUUGGCUCUGAAAUCGUGGCCCAAGUCAUGGAAUCUGAGGCCUUUGACUACCUGGACGCCCCAGUGCAAAGAGUCACUGGUGCUGAUGUGCCAACUCCUUACGCGAAAGAACUAGAAGACUUUGCGUUUCCAGACCCUGACGUGAUUGUUUCUGCCGUCAAGAAGGUUUUGUCCGUCGAGUAG